Messenger RNA from Arachis stenosperma, 330 nucleotides. RefSeq names its product structural maintenance of chromosomes protein 2-2-like. The transcript is spliced from 3 exons. Bases 1 to 330 code for a protein of 109 amino acids. Lineage: Eukaryota; Viridiplantae; Streptophyta; Magnoliopsida; Fabales; Fabaceae. The record is from RefSeq and is a predicted model, not a curated record.
AUGGCAAUGUUUAAGAAGGCAGAAGAUGAGUACAAUGAUUUAAUGUCAGAGAAAUACAUAAUUGAGAAUGACAAGUCUAAAAUCAAGAAAGUGAUCAAAGAACUAGAUGAGAAAAAAGAGACACUAAAUUUGACCUGGGUCAAAGUAAACAAUGAUUUUAGAUCCAUAUCUUCUACAGUACUAUCGGAUAUGAUGGCUAAGUUAGAACCUCCAGAAGGAUGCAGUUUUCUUGAUGGUCUUGAGGUUUGGGUUGCAUUUGGAGGUGUUUGGAAAUUGUCAUUGUCUGAAUUAAGUGGAGGUCAACGAUCCCUUGAGGUUUAUAUUUGUUAG